AUGGAAAAUAAGGAUGCUGGAACAAAAGUAUUUAAAAUUCUUGCUCAUGGUGAUUCUAUUACUCGUGGAUACUAUUCCAAUGGAUAUAGAUAUCAUCCGUAUACGGACAAACUUAAAGAUUUGUUGCAAGCAAAAUAUUCACAUCUGACAUUCGACAUAACAACACAAGGGAUUAAUGGGGAAACGACAACGUUUAUGCUGAAUAGAUUAAAAACGACAUUUGAGCAAACCGAAAGUCCGAAAUACGAUUGUCUCAUAAUAUUAGGCGGUUUAAAUGAUAUGGGGAGUAAACCAGCAGAAGAUAUAGCCAGAAAUCUGUGUUCUAUGGUAGAUUUAGGGCGACAACAUGUAACUACAUGUUGUUUUGCUGUCUCUGUGCCAUACUGCUUUCCCGAUUGCUCCAAUUCCCUAUAUAAAACGAGAAAAGAUGAAGUAAACAAAAUAUUACAUGAUUAUAUUAAAAAUGUGAAAGAAUCACCGCCAACUAAUCAUUUCGUCGAUUUAACUCAACAUCAUUUGAAUUUUCUUGCUAUGAGUGAUACAGAAAAACAGUUGGUAUUUGAUGAUCGUAUUCAUUAUUCACCAGAGGGAUACGACAGAUUGGGUACCGCGGUAUACAAGGUGAUGAAAUCUGUUAUACGAGCGUUAAAAUAA
This is a messenger RNA of Didymodactylos carnosus, 654 nucleotides long. NCBI's taxonomy places the organism in Eukaryota, Metazoa, Rotifera, Eurotatoria, Philodinida, Philodinidae. The record is from the annotation of a GenBank genome assembly.